CGAUCUGAUACACUAGAAAAUUACUGGCUAUGAUUGUGUCCACGUUGAAUCCGUUUUAUUUGUAAUUUAUUUAACAUCAAACGCUAUUUCUUAAAUAAUCGUCUUUUUUUCUACUACUGUCAUAACGUUACAGGUAAAAACUAUCAGACUAUUAUGAUUAUCAAUCUCCUAGGCAUAUUUUUUUUGGCUUUAAUCACUUUCCAAGCAAGGGUACUGUAUUUAAUUUUCUUUGCAAAUGGAAAAAUGCCUAAAAAAGGAUCUCGAAUACACCCAGCCAAAACAUUAAUAAUAUUGGGCUCUGGAGGACACACUGCAGAGAUGUUACGAAUUGUUUCUCAGAUUGACUUGAAAAAUUAUUCACCAAGAAUAUAUGUACAGGCGCGUACAGACCAAAUUAGUGGAGAUAAAGUAAAGGAGUUAGAAUUAGAUAACAAGGACUACAGGAUUGUUCAGAUAUACCGUAGUCGGGAAGUCCGUCAGUCGUAUAUUACAGCUAUUUGGACAACUACCGUAGCCAUUCUUGAUUCAAUACCCGUUCUCUGGAAAGAAAAACCAGACCUUAUUUUGUGUAAUGGUCCUGGUACUUGCAUACCAUUAUGUAUGGUAGCAUUCUUCUUGAAAAUAUUCUUUAUCUGUAGAACUAAAAUAGUGUUUAUCGAAAGCUUCUGCAGAGUGAAGACCUUUUCGUUAACUGGGAAGAUACUGUACUACAUUGCUGACUUUAUUAUAGUACAAUGGCCAUACCUAAGUAAACCAGUGUAUACAAGAAGCAUUUAUAUAUAAUUAAAAUUUGUACUCUUACAACAGAAAUUGUAAUUUUCCUUGUAUACACUUUUCAGAGAAUAUGUUUUCUGCUCCUGUAACUACCAGUUCUAUUCCUUGGGAGGCUUUGACAAACGAUAUUAAAGAAAACAGUCCCAGUGAAAUUAAAGUACAUUUGAUUUCAAUAUUAGUGAAAUUGAAGUAUUCCUAUGAGAACAGCAAAAAACUGACUAUUGAGUGGGUGGAAAAUUCACUAUUAAGAAUUGAAGCUUGCUUAGAUCGCACAUGGGAAAUGCUUAAUUCAGGAUAUUGGAAAAAUGUUCCAAUUCAAUACAGAUACUGUUACUCAUACUGUACUAUUUUAAAGUCCAUCCUGCUAGAAAUUCAAUAUGAAAGUAGAAGCGAGAAAUCAGCAGAUAAACAAAAAAUAUUAGAAGAAAUCAUUAAACAGGUAGAUAAAGGUAUUUUAUUAGGAGCACCACCUCCAUGCUCUCCUAAUUUAUUAACUUCAAUGGCUUCAAAACUAAAUAAUUUAUUACCUGAGGAAACAUUAAAAACUGAAAAUUAUAAAACAACAUUAAUCAACAAUGAAGAAAUAUCAAAGAUAUUACUUCCGGGAUUUGCUCCAGUGACUCUUUAUAACGAACCUUCAAUGGAAACAUUCUACCGAGAAAUAUUCAUGCCCAAAAUCCCAGCGGUUUUAGAAGGUUGUAUGAAACAUUGGAAAGCUUUAGAAUUAUGGCAGAACCCUGACUAUUUAAUAAGAAUAGCUGGAAUUCGGACAGUACCUAUUGAAAUAGGUUCUCGUUACACAGAAGAAGAUUGGACCCAGCAUCUAAUAUCUUUUUCAGACUUCAUUCGUUCACACAUAUGUGGAAAAAGCGAUAAAGUAGGAUAUUUAGCUCAACAUCAGCUUUUUGAACAGAUACCAGAGUUAAAAGAUGAUUUUGCAAUACCGGAUUACUGUAAUUUUUCUGACACAGAAGAUGAAGCAUCAAUUCCUGAUAUAAAUGUCUGGUUUGGUCCAAAUGGUACAGUCUCUCCUUUACAUUAUGAUCCAAAAAACAACUUACUAUGUCAGGUAUUUGGUUACAAGAGAAUCAUACUGUAUAGUCCAGAGGAUAGUCUGAACUUAUAUCCCUAUGAUACGCGACUCUUGUCUAAUACUGCCCAGGUUGAUCCUAUGAACCCAGAGUUUGAGAAAUGGCCAAAUUUUAAGAAAGCUAAAGGUUCAUUAUGCUACUUAGGUCCUGGAGAAAUGUUAUUCAUCCCACCUGGAUGGUGGCAUCAUGUCGUUGGAUUGACACCAAGUUUUUCUAUUAGUUUCUGGUGGAAUUAAUUAAUAAUAAUUCUCCUUGAAAUUGCAUUUUCGAAUAAAGUAGUAGGACAAUUAUGUUUAUGAAAAUUUAUCAAAUAUUUAUAAUUUUCAUGUGUCGCGAAAAAUACACCAUAUUAUGGAUAUACACAUGUAUUUUUUGCAUUAAAUCAAAAUUUAACUUUUCUACACAUGUAAAAUAAUAUAACUAAAUCACACGUUAAGUUAAGAGCAUUUGUUAAUCUUAGUUAGAGUUAGUACCAUAGUUUGUAUGGCUAGAAGUGUCAUCGUGACAAUCAGUAUGUUUCUAACAUUCGUUGUAAUCAGUUGUAAUCGACAAUUAAACGGAGUAGUUAUUGUUCAA
Molecule: messenger RNA, 2441 nt
Organism: Cephus cinctus (wheat stem sawfly)
Lineage: Eukaryota; Metazoa; Arthropoda; Insecta; Hymenoptera; Cephidae
Product: jmjC domain-containing protein 5
Exons: 8
Coding region: 845-2101 (418 amino acids)
Biological process (GO): dolichol-linked oligosaccharide biosynthetic process
Cellular component (GO): nucleus; UDP-N-acetylglucosamine transferase complex
Molecular function (GO): histone H3K36 demethylase activity; iron ion binding
Source: RefSeq, a predicted model, not a curated record